Messenger RNA from Dissoconium aciculare CBS 342.82, 429 nucleotides. RefSeq lists its product as uncharacterized. The transcript is spliced from 2 exons. Gene Ontology annotation, biological process: proteasome assembly. The coding region runs from base 1 to 429 and encodes 142 amino acids. Lineage: Eukaryota; Fungi; Ascomycota; Dothideomycetes; Mycosphaerellales; Dissoconiaceae. The record is from RefSeq and is a predicted model, not a curated record.
AUGGCGGCAGUGACCGGAAUCCCUGUGAAUGACGUGAACGAUCACAAGGAGUUGGCUGUAGAGCUUUCCUCAAGUCCAGGCACACGUAUCAACCUACACCUCACCACUUACGCUACCUCACUCCUGCUCUUUGUUGCAACGACCACCAUAGAUAGUGGUGAUGGCAUUGCUCCGCUGGGUAGUUUCGUCUACGCUAUGCCUGAUAGAUACAAUCCUACCCAGCCAAUGAGCACAGCCUUAUAUACAGUCCCGUCUACGUUAGAUUUCGCGACUCGCCUAGCCAAAGUCCUUGCACGAAGACUCAAGAUUCCCUGCUACGUAGGUGGCGGCAUCAAUUUGUCCAAUGCCGCUGGUGGUGGCACGGUCGAAGAAGAGACCGAGGCUUUCCGGGCGAUUGUGGACGCAGUGGUCGCGCAGCACGGAGCAUAG